UUCUAGUUAAUUAUGAAAUUUUCAGUGUGAUCAAUUUUUCAAAUUGUAAGUGUUGAAAAAUUUUUGGGCAGUCACGGUGGGUUCUGAGGGCGAAAUGUUCACAAUCGGCCUGCGGCAUUUCUUUUUAGAAGAAGGUUCAUUAAUGGGAGGUUUCGGGGGUUACAUAAAAUUCCUGACGGUUGUCUCCACCAUUUUUGGAGGGAUCUUCUAUUACGUGCCCAUAUCACGUUCAUAUUUCCGCAAGGGUUGUCACAUUCUCAUUGACCUCGUGGCCCUCACCUUGAAAUCAGCCCUGAAUUCCUUCGAAAGUGAUCCUGAAACUGUGAAUCAGACAAGGGUGACAUUUCCAAAUGUUCUCAACCACCGAGAACACAGAAUUUCCAAGGAAGAAAGACGCCGGCGGAGACAGGAGAUUCGAAUAAAAAAUCGAGGAAAUGAUGGAAAUAGAAAUGAAGAUUUCUCAACAGUCCAGCUCUAUCCCGGUCGUGGUUUAGAGCUUCAGAAGUAUAUGAGAGGUUCUCACGGUGGGAUUCAAGAGGCCGAAAUCUACACAUUGAAGGAUCCUCGGAAUGCCACCCCGGCUGACGUCAAGUGGAGCAAAUCAACGAUCAGACGGAGAGACGAUGUUGCUUUGUAUUCUGAGAACGAUGAUGCGAGGACUGUAAAUAGCAAAGCUGAUGAUAUAAAUCACUUGAAAAAGAGGAAAAGUAGGACUCGGCGGGAUGACACAGAGAUUCAAAAACUCGAGGACAAAUUGCGGAAAUUGCGCAGAAGGAUUCGAUCGAUAGCAACAGUACCUGAUAAAGAUUUUAAACAGCAGAAGGAGAUGGAAGCCCUCGCGAUAAUAGAAGAGCUUCUGAUAAACAGUGAUUAUAAAAUUGAAAUAAAGCGGUUGAAGAAUAUCGCGAACAGGCCAGAGGAUGAUAAGAGGGUUAUCGAUGUUAUCAGUGAGGAAAUUAUUACUUCAGGGAUGAAAUCCCGGGGAUCGUCAAGGCAGGGAUCCCCAAGAGUUCUGGGAUUACCCAAGACCGCGGUAGAAGACACCUCCGAAGACGUUGCAGUUCAGCCUCCACUGGUGAAUGACAGGGUAACACCGAUGAUGAAGAACGCCCUUCACUGGGUUUUUGGGCGGUGUCCCAAAGUCUCAUUAACAACGAAAUUUCACUCCACGAAAAUUGACAAGGAGGAUUGAUCAUGGAAAAUGCGUGAUCCAGAUUUUAAUUUCAUCAAUGUUUAUGAAACCUGCGAUGUUUAAUUACAUGGGGUGGCUAGAAAAAUGAUGAAUAAAAUGGGGAGGGUAGGAGAUUGGAAAAAGUGAAAAAAAUGGUAAAAUAUGAUGGAUAUGAUAGAUGUAAUGUUUGGCAGGGGUUUUGAGUGAGUCAAAAAAAGAUCGCGCGGUGUCUUGGGUAAGCUUGAAGAAGAAUGGUUUAUCAAGUGACUGGUGUAAGACAGUCGAGCUCCAACCGACAAACGCGCCGGAUCUUUCUCACGCAAAAUUCAUUCCCGCGAAACUGUUUAAAACACGUGACCCCUUUUUCCAUU
Molecule: messenger RNA, 1542 nt
Organism: Fopius arisanus
Lineage: Eukaryota; Metazoa; Arthropoda; Insecta; Hymenoptera; Braconidae
Exons: 5
Coding region: 95-1192 (365 amino acids)
Source: RefSeq, a predicted model, not a curated record